CGGAGUAACCCUUUUAUAUAACUUGAGCUUAUAUUUCUUUAGAUAACAUGGUGUGGUGCGAUCUUUCCAACAACAUGUUCACCGGUGAAAUCUACAACGACAUCGGAUUUUUCUCUAACCUUAGAGUCCUCGAUCUCGGCGGAAACGUCUUAACCGGCCAUGUACCGGCCUAUCUUGGAAACCUCUCAAGAUUAGAGUUCUUAACAUUAGCUUCAAACCACUUAACCGGAGGUGUACCGGCAGAGUUAGGGGAGAUGAAAAACUUGAAAUGGAUAUACUUGGGAUACAACAAUCUAUCUGGCGCAAUCCCUUACCAAAUCGGUGGCUUAUCCUCUCUCAACCACCUUGAUCUUGUCUACAACAAUCUCUCUGGACCAAUACCUCCUUCACUAGGAGACUUAAAGAAUCUUGAGUACAUGUUUCUCUACCAAAACAAGCUCUCCGGUCAGAUCCCACUCUCCAUCUUCUCCCUCCAAAACCUCAUCUCUCUCGACUUUAGCGAUAACUCGCUCUCCGGAGAGAUCCCUGAGCUCGUGGCUCAGAUGAAAAGCUUGGAGAUUCUCCACCUCUUCUCCAAUAACUUAACCGGAACAAUUCCAGAAGGAGUAACUUCUUUGCCACGUCUAAAAGUUCUUCAGCUUUGGUCCAACAGAUUUUCUGGCGGAAUUCCGGCGAAUCUUGGGAAACAUAACAACCUUACUGUUCUUGAUCUUUCUACCAACAAUCUCACCGGAAAACUCCCUGACACUCUUUGUGACUCUGGCCAUCUCACUAAGCUCAUCCUGUUCUCUAACUCUCUAGACGGCCAAAUCCCAACGAGUUUAGGCGCGUGCUCGAGCUUAGAACGUGUGAGGCUUAAAAAAAAUGGCUUCUCAGGCGAUUUACCUCGAGGUUUCACCGAGUUGCAAUUCGUUAACUUUUUGGACUUAUCAAACAACAACCUCCAAGGUAACAUCAACACAUGGGACAUGCCACAACUUGAGAUGUUAGACCUCAGCCAGAACAACUUCUCCGGUGAAUUACCUGAUCUUUCGAGAAGCAAAAGACUCAAGAAGCUCGAUUUAUCAAGGAACAGAAUCUCUGGAAUGUUUCCGCUACGGCUCAUGGCCUUUCCGGAACUUAUGGAUAUGGAUUUAAGUGAGAACGAUAUCACUGGAGUGAUCCCAAGUGAGUUGUCUUCUUGCAAGAAUCUAGUGAAUCUUGACUUGAGCCACAACAAUCUCACCGGAGAGAUCCCUUCGAGUUUCUCAGAAUUCCCAGUUCUCAGCAAUCUUGAUUUGUCGUGCAACCGAUUAUCUGGCGAGAUUCCGAAGAAUCUAGGAAAUAUUGAGUCUCUUGUUCAAGUCAACAUCUCUCAUAAUCUUCUUCACGGAAGCUUACCACCAACCGGAGCUUUUCUUGCCAUAAACGCAACAGCAGUAACCGGUAAUAUCGAUCUUUGCAGCGCAAAUUCCGCUAGCGGUUUAAGUCCUUGCAAGGUUGUAAGAAAGAAAAGUACGAAGAGUUGGUGGUUUAUCAUCACUUCAACCUUUGUAGCUUUCUUGGCUGUCCUUGUCUCCGGUUUCUUUAUCGUUCUCGUCUUUCAAAGAACGCGUAACGUUUUGGAGGUCAAGAAAGUGGAACAAGAAGAUGGUACAAAGUGGGAAACUCAAUUCUUCGAUUCAAGAUUCAUGAAAUCGUUUACGGUGAACGCGAUUAUAUCGUCUCUUAAGGAACAAAACGUUCUUGUGGAUAAAAGCGGCGUCAAGUUCGUUGUUAAGGAGGUCAAGAAGUAUGAUUCUUUUCCCGAGAUGAUAUCCGACAUGAGGAAACUUUCUGAGCACAAAAACAUUCUUAAGAUAGUUGCGACGUGCCGGUCGGAAAAAGAGGCCUACUUGAUACACGAGGACAUCGAAGGGAAACGGCUGAGCCAGAUUUUGAAUGGUUUGAGUUGGGAGAGACGGAGGAAGAUUAUGAAGGGAAUCGUAGAAGCUCUUCGGUUUUUACAUUGCCGGUGUUCUCCAGCGGUUGUUGCCGGUAAUUUAUCGCCGGAGAAUAUUGUCAUCGACGUCAAGGAUCAACCAAGGCUUUGUCUCGGUCUUCCGGGCUUACUUUGCAUGGACUCUGCUUACAUGGCCCCAGAAACGAGAGAGCACAAGGAGAUGACAAGUAAAAGUGACAUCUAUGGUUUUGGAAUCCUCCUCCUUAAUCUCCUCACCGGUAAAAACUCCUCCGGUGAUGAGGACAUAGAAUCUGAAGUUAACGGAAGUUUGGUCAACUGGGCUAGAUAUUCAUAUUCGAAUUGCCAUAUCGACACGUGGAUCGACUCAUCCAUCGACAUGUCAGAGCAUAAGCGCGAGAUUGUCCAUGUUAUGAACUUAGCUUUGAACUGUACGGCCAUUGAUCCUCAAGAGAGGCCUUGCACCAAGAACGUGUUACAAGCAUUAGAGUCUACCUCAUCCUCAAGUUCUUCUUGCACUACUUAUUUUUCGAAGAUACCAUCGUUGGCCUGACAAUUUUGGCUUCGUUUGACCCAUUAUGUAAUUUUACUA
Molecule: messenger RNA, 2531 nt
Organism: Arabidopsis arenosa
Lineage: Eukaryota; Viridiplantae; Streptophyta; Magnoliopsida; Brassicales; Brassicaceae
Source: the annotation of a GenBank genome assembly